Malus domestica (apple) is the source of this 1005-nucleotide messenger RNA. Its product is annotated as pentatricopeptide repeat-containing protein At1g08070, chloroplastic-like. NCBI's taxonomy places the organism in Eukaryota, Viridiplantae, Streptophyta, Magnoliopsida, Rosales, Rosaceae. Gene Ontology annotation, molecular function: protein binding. The record is from RefSeq and is a predicted model, not a curated record.
AUGAUUUCGGGUCUUAACAAGUGUAGAUUUGUGGAGGAAGCAAUUGUUAAGUUUAUGUCCAUGGAUGUGCCGCCUAAUUCUACUACUCUUGUCAUUGUCAUGUUCGCUUGUUCGAGUUUAGGAGCUUUAAAGUUUGGUAAAUCCGUUCAUGGAUAUUGUAUGAGGAAGUUAUUUGAAAGGAAUGUUAUUUUGGACAAUGCAGUGUUGGAUUUUUACAUGAGAUGUGGGUCUUUGGUGAGUGCACGGUGCUUGUUUGUAAAUAUGCCCAAGAGAGAUGUGUAUUCUUGGACUAGCAUGGUGGGUGGUUAUGCACAAAAAGGAUUUUGUGACGAGGCAGUGAAGCUUUUUCAGGAGAUGGUUCAGGGAGAGGAAGUUGAGCCUAAUGAAGAUACCAUUGUAAAUGUAUUGUCAGCGUGUUCUUCGAUUGGGGCAUUGAGUUUAGGCCAGUGGGUGAAUUCGUAUAUAAGUGCACGGCCAGAUCUCGUGUUGAAUGGCAUUCUGGGAAAUGCAUUAAUAAACAUGUAUGUAAAGUAUGGGCAACUCUUUUCGCUCAUGCUAGUCCACGGGAUUCCUCUUGAUGAUGUAACCUUCCUUGGCUUGUUAUCAGCAUGUAGUCACGCAUGUCUAGUUGAUCAAGGGUUGAUGAUUUUCAAUGCUAUGAAAAAUGUUUAUCGGAUUGCCCUUCAAACACUGCACUAUGCCUGCCUAGUUGAUAUGUAUGGUCGAGCAAGGUUCUUAGAGGAAGCAGAGAAUUUCAUGAAGGAAAUGCCAACAGAAGCAGACGGCGUUGUUUGGGGAGCGUUGCUUAAUGCAUGCAAAAUUCAUGGGAAUGAGAAGAUGCUUAAGAGGAUCAGAAAUGGUCUCCUCAAGAGUAGAGGAGUAGGCAUCGGAACUUAUGCUCUCGUAUCGAAUACAUACGCCACUCACGAACGGUGGGAUGAGGCUAAUAAGGUUCGUGAUGAAAUGAGACAAAUGGGGUUGAAGAAAUUAGCUACGUACAGUUAG